Messenger RNA from Aspergillus novofumigatus IBT 16806, 1759 nucleotides. It is a transcript of the gene rvb1, whose product is annotated as RuvB family ATP-dependent DNA helicase pontin. The transcript has 4 exons. NCBI's taxonomy places the organism in Eukaryota, Fungi, Ascomycota, Eurotiomycetes, Eurotiales, Aspergillaceae. Gene Ontology annotation, cellular component: Ino80 complex; R2TP complex; Swr1 complex. Gene Ontology annotation, molecular function: ATP hydrolysis activity; DNA helicase activity; ATP binding. The record is from RefSeq and is a predicted model, not a curated record. Gene Ontology annotation, biological process: chromatin remodeling; box C/D snoRNP assembly; regulation of transcription by RNA polymerase II. The coding region runs from base 156 to 1532 and encodes 458 amino acids.
CCUCGCUGGAUAUUAAAGCAUUAAUUUUCCUUACUACAGGUUUCCUUUGCAUGAUCCUCAUUCGACUAUUCUAAUAUUUUAACCACGCUUGAAAGUCUUUCGUUUCAUCCAACGAGUUACCUAUCAGCUUCCACGCCAGGCCGCAAUACUUCGCCAUGGUUCAGAUUAGUGAAGUGAAGGGCAGUUCGCGCGAGAACAGAACAGCAGCACACACUCAUAUCAAAGGCCUUGGGCUACGUCCAGAUGGGACUGCGGAGUCGUCUGCCGAUGGCUUCGUCGGUCAGGCAGCAGCCCGCGAGGCGUGCGGUGUCGUCGUGGAUCUAAUCAAGGCGAAGAAAAUGGCAGGACGUGCAAUUAUGCUUGCAGGUGGACCGGGAACUGGAAAAACAGCACUUGCUCUGGCUGUGUCACAGGAACUGGGAACCAAGGUCCCGUUCUGCCCGAUUGUUGGCAGUGAAAUUUACUCUGCUGAGGUCAAGAAGACCGAGGCACUUAUGGAAAACUUUCGUAGGGCUAUUGGUCUAAGAGUGCGCGAGACGAAAGAGGUGUACGAAGGAGAAGUUACAGAACUCACGCCUGAGGAAACCGAGAACCCCCUUGGCGGCUACGGGCGUACCAUCAGCCAUUUAAUUAUCGGAUUGAAGUCGGCCAAAGGAACCAAGAAGCUGCGUCUUGACCCUAGCAUUUACGAGGCAAUUCAAAAAGAGCGUGUGACCGUCGGAGAUGUCAUCUAUAUCGAAGCGAACACUGGAGCUUGCAAGAGAGUAGGACGGUCCGAUGCAUAUGCGACCGAGUUCGAUCUUGAGGCGGAAGAGUACGUUCCUGUACCGAAGGGAGAGGUACACAAGAAGAAGGAAAUUGUGCAAGAUGUGACGCUUCAUGACUUGGACAUGGCCAACGCACGGCCACAGGGUGGACAGGAUGUCAUGAGUAUGAUGGGUCAGCUCAUGAAGCCGAAGAAAACAGAAAUCACGGACAAGCUGCGCCAGGAGAUCAACAAAGUGGUCAACCGUUAUAUCGAUCAGGGUGUUGCUGAACUUGUUCCUGGCGUACUCUUCAUUGAUGAGGUUCACAUGCUUGAUAUCGAAUGCUUCACCUAUCUCAACCGCGCUCUCGAGUCUAGCAUAUCCCCUAUCGUCAUUCUCGCAUCCAACCGGGGCCACACUGUUAUUCGUGGCACAGACGAUGUCACUGCUGCGCAUGGAAUCCCCCCAGAUCUGCUUGCCCGUCUCCUCAUUAUCCCCACGCAUCCUUACACCCCCGACGAGAUCAAGACCAUCAUCCGGUUGCGCGCUAAGACGGAAGGCCUCAAUAUCACCGAUCCUGCCCUCGACAAGGUCGCCGAGCAUGGCAGCAAGGUCAGCUUGCGGUAUGCUCUACAACUGCUCACCCCUGCUAGCAUUCUCGCGCGCGUGAAUGGACGACCAGGAGGCAUUGAGGAGGCAGAUGUUGCAGAGUGUGAGGAUCUUUUCCUUGAUGCGAAGAGAAGUGCCGCCAUCGUUAGCCAGGACAGUGAGAAGUUCCUUUCAUGAAGUAACGCGCUUAAUUUAAUAGGGGUUUCUGAUGGUUGAGGGAGUUACAAAACCACGCAAAGAUGUAUGCUAUGUCUAAUAUGCAAAUUCUUAUGUCACGUAAUGGAAAGGAUCCUUUGGCUCCAUAGGCUCUUUGGUGUCAAGCAGUAAUCGUUCGGGAGAUAGCCUAGCUGUGUUUCUCUGGAAUGUAUAUCCAAGCUUGUUACAAACAAAGGGCCCUUCACUUU